Molecule: messenger RNA, 4929 nt
Organism: Seminavis robusta
Lineage: Eukaryota; Bacillariophyta; Bacillariophyceae; Naviculales; Naviculaceae
Source: the annotation of a GenBank genome assembly
AUGGAGGAGCAUGAUAACUCAGCUCCAUCUUGUUGGACGCAAGGUUCAGGUUCUACCGGUACUGGUACUGGUAGUAGAGGGACUGAUACUCCUGAUACCCCAUUACCUCCUACCGGUAGUAAUCAUCAGCAUCUGAAUAAUGACUACCUCUACCAUCAGCCUCAGCCUCAGCAUCAAGCUCAGCCUCAGCCUCAGCCUCAUCAGUAUGGUCAAGGACAAGGACAAGCACAAGAACAAAGAAACCCAUUUGAUGAAUUCCCUUCUGCAGCCUACAAUGCAAGUGCCAAUGGCAGUGCCAAUGGCAGCAUUAAUAAUGCAGCUCAGGGGUAUACACCCCACAUGACCACAGGCACCACAGGUAGUACCUAUGGCUAUGUGGAGCCACACCAGUCUCUAUCUGCUUCUGGUUCUGGUUCUGCUUCAGUGGUGAGCAAUACAGGAACCAACAGUCUGCACUCUGGGUAUUCACAGCAACAGCAGCUACCCUACCACGACCCCCUGAUGAUUCCCACCAAUUACGCCACCAUGAGUACGGGAGGCAACAGCCAUCAUCCAGGUUAUGAAUAUGAUAAUCCUGGGAUCAAUAAUAAUUCACAUCAUCAUGGCUACCAACCUUCAUCACAAGCUGCAUAUUCCACCAGUGCAGGGGUACCGGUACCGGUAGAUAUAUUAUUGUUUCCAGACCAUCAUCAUCCACCGGAAGCAACAGCACCCACAUAUUAUGAGCAACCAGAAACAACACCGGAAUAUUCUGCUGCGGCUGCCACUCCCUCUACUACUACUACCAGUUACAAUAAUAGUCCUGAACAACCACAACCACCACCACCCGAUGCUCCUCCCUGGUUGACCACUACAACAAGUGACGCAAAUAACUACAACAACUACAAUACCAGCACAACCUACGACGAACAUCCCACCAAUAAUAAUACCCCCUAUUCAUCGUCGUAUGGUGGUGGGUACUAUAAUAAUGCAACAACAACAGACACACCCACUGGCAGUGUCACCAGCAGCUCCAGAUCCGACAAUUCGUCCUCCAAAUCGGGACGCUACAAACUAAUGGCAUGUAUGUGCAUUCUUUCGGCAGCCAUUAUUAUUGCGGCAAUUGUCACCACGGUCGUGCUCCUGACCAAUCAUAAAAAGAAUGACAACAACGUCGCAAAUAAUAGUAAGGAAGACCCACCAAAAUUGGUGUUUGCCAGCCCCGAUAUUGGAUUCUUGCAAAUAAUGAUUCCAUCAUCGUCCUCUGAAAAUGAUGAUAAUAGUAAUAAUCAAGAACCAAAAUGCAUCACGGCAUCCUCCGACGUGGUGAAAGGGGAGGAUGGUGUCGAACAACAACAACAACAACAACCAGGAUCGAAACAACCGUUGGUAUUGGACGAUUGUGCCAAUGGUAGAUUGGAACAGAGGAACCGAUUAGAUCGACAAGUAUUCUUGUAUGAUCCCGCAGCGCGACAAAUUAUCUUGAACAACGCCAACAACAACAACAACAACAAUGAUCUACAGUGUUUCCAGAAAGCCAUCGAUGGCACGGUUUAUCUAGACACGUGUCCUCUACUGGAUAAUAAUAACCCAUUAUUGGGCUGGCAAUGGUUCCCCGAUGAUCAAGGGCGAAUACGCGUAUUUUACAACAACACCGGGCCACGACGGCAGUUGCAGCAAGCACAAGAACCCGCGACUACACGUACCUACUUUGACGACUUGUGUCUGACGGCCAUCGAGGACCGCGUCUCGAUGAAACCAUGCCAGCCCAAUAACAACAACAACAACACGAGUCAAACACUGAUUGUGCCCGAACGAUUCUGGGAUCCACUGCCACCACCCCUUCCAGUCCGGUCCGUGACACCCAACGUAACCGGUGUCUUGCAGAGUGUCGUGUACGGAGAAGGAUGCAUUACAAGGAAUGCUGGGGACGAUCGAUUGGUGCUGCGAGACUGUCGCUUUUCGGACAAUCAGCUCUUUCGGUUCAAUGACUACACGUUGCAAAUGGAAUUGAUAUUAGCAAUGGCGCAACAACAACAACAACAACAACAACCAACGGUGGCGGGCUGCAUGGAACGAGGACAACAAGACCAAGACCAAACUGUGUUUGUCCGAUCGUGCACGAAUACGACUGUUGAUGUCACGGAAACUUUCGAAACGACGGCAGUCGCCAAUGGCACAACCACAGCAACUCCUGCAGAGCGACAACGGUGGUACUAUGAUCGGGAGGGACGACUCUACCAUUUUCCCAAAACGGCCCAAACCAGCUCUUGUUUGGGGUCGCGAGGUGCCUCCUCGUCGUUUUCUGCUUCGACGCGAUUCCGGCGACGGCAUCGAAACCUCAAACGAAUGUCGUCAGGAGGAAGCAGCAGCAGCAGUAGCAGCAGCAGCGGCAGUGGAGGUUCUUCAGGAUCGAGCAGUGAUAGUACUGGGUCGUCCAGUAGUGGGAGCAGUUCUGUCAGUAGUGGAGGGACAUCCACGCUCGGAAACGGAGGCUCGGCUGGAGUUGGAUCAGCUCGUGAUUCCAAUGGCGCUGCGUCGACCGAGGGUUUUCCUAGCAGUUUUGGUCGCCCCAAUGUUGGAAGUGGCGUCCCCUCUGGAUCAAGUUUUGGUGCUUUCCGACCAUCACAUCCCACCUAUGCAGCCCAACCUCCAACCACCUACAUUACGAAACCACCUUCGCUCUGUGGGCGCAUCGGGAAAUGUGGUCGACGACCAAAUAAACGCCCGUCCUGGUCUCCGUCAGUGUUGCCUCUCUAUAUGGACGAGUGCCGCUCUCGGUAUGACAAUGACGUAUGGUACGACAAACAGAGGUUUACAUUUCUUCGAGCGGGUAUUCUUCGGGAUGGAACGGGUUUUUUCAAGUUUCCGCACUACAGCCAUGAGUUGUGCCUCACAGUUACGGACGAAUCUUUCAUUAGAAGCAAGAACGGCCGGAUCGUACGAGCUGAGGACUGCAACUACGGUGAAAGUCAAGUAUUCAAGUACGACAAUCAAACAGGUUUCAUCCAUGCAACUGGUCGUUGGGACGAUUUUUGCAUGUGGUCGAUGCCUAGCGACGCGAGAGGAGUGUUCGCUGGCCCUUGUCCCCCAGUGCUGUCCAAUGAGAGGUCGAUUUGGCGACAAGACAGCGAUCACAGACUUGUACAGCAGACGGAAGACAGGCUUGAAGAUGAACCACCCUUCAUGUGCCUGAACUGGGAUGUUGGUCGGCAAAGAUUUGCGAUGGCGGAGUGCGAAGACGAUGUGCAAGGCCGGCAAGAAAUCUACUGGUCACCGGCUAGUUUGCAUACGACUGCACCAACCAUAAUGCCAUCACCGAGUCCAACGACAGUAGUACCAAUUCCAACUUCCCAACCCCCGACGACCAGCCCAACAGCGAUGCCUUCAAUAUCAACAUUGAGUCCACUUGAACCUAUUCAGCCCUCGGAACCGACGAUUGCCCCCUCGACGAAUUCUUCGCUGCAACCAAGUACCGUGCAAGCUACUGGUGCCAACAUAUUUGAUCAUUCCUCACCGACAUUGGUCAACGCAACAGCUUCGAUAUCGACUCCUAAUGACCAGUUCCUGAACUCUUCGUCGGUUCCUGACAGCAAUGCUAGUCAAAUGGUAAACAUUUCAGCUCAAUCUAGCAGCAAUAUCAGCCAGAUGGUAAACACGACGGCGUUGGAUGAUGACAACGCGACGGUACUCGUCUUUCCUGACACAAACCAAACAGCAGCCGAAGGCGUCAACACCAGCUCCACGAAUGUCACCAGCACUCUCAACAUCACUACUUUUCCAAACGCAACCACAAACGUUUCAGAGGUCAAUUCCAAUGCUGCAUGCCGUAACUACCCUCCAUUCCUUGAUAGGCUUCACUACCUGACUCUUCAAGCCCUCGACGAUCCCUGCAGUCCACAAUCCAGAGCAAAUACAUGGAUGAAUGAAGAUCCUAAUCGGGAUUUCUACAAUGAAGAGCGUUUAUUGCAACGAUUUUCCUUGGCGACUCUAUACUAUUCCACUUCUGGUGAUUUGUGGGAACGGAAUGACCUGUGGCUCGAAUACGAUCAAGACGAAUGCCGCUGGUACAAUCAGAUCCCCAACAAUGAAACCGAAGGACCCAUCUGCAACUUCGAUUUUCACAUUACCAAGCUCGACUUGGCGCAGAAUGGCUUAGACGGAGUCUUGCCAGUGGAAUUGUUCUUCUUUCCUGCUCUGGCUUCUCUGGACUUGUCACACAAUCGCCUUUACGGAACUGCUCCCUCCCUGUUUGCUGGUGCAAGAAAUUUGCAAUGGCUGGUCCUGUCGUCAAACCAGUUGACGGGAGAAUUGAAUGCCGAGCUGGGAUUCGUUGCCUCCGAUCUGGCCACUCUGCGCAUUGAUGACAACCAGUUCUCUGGCUCGCUUUCAGGUCUGUUGCGGCUAUUGCCUUCUCUCUCUGACCUUGUCAUAACAGCGAAUCGAUAUACGGGGUCUCUACCGUCCAGUCUGGAUCAGCUGAGUGGCUUGAAGCGAUUGGAUGUUGGAAACAACGCAGGCUUGGGAGGAACCUUGCCAACUGAGUUAGCAGCAUUGAGUGACUUGAGCUCCUUGAACAUUGUGGGUACAAAUGUUUCUGGAUCGCCUCCAGAUGCCCUUUGUGAAUGGCAACAACAGGGACUACUGGAUAUACAGGCAGAUUGCGGUGGGCAAUUCCAGUGUUGUGAUGGAUCAAGUUCCAACACUGGAGUUGUCAGUCGACCUACGAACGGAACUCAGAGCGGUCCUCCUAACAACGUAACUCAAGGUGGUCCUAACAACGUAACUCAGAGUGGUCCGAACAAUGGAACCCAGUUCGGUCCGAACAAUGGAACUCAGUUCGGUCCAACGAAUGGAACUCAAUUCGGUCCUAACAACGGAACUCAGGUAGGUCCUAAAAAUUCCACAUCCCCUGGCAAUGUCACUGCCACUGGAGGUCAGGAUACUUGA